Messenger RNA from Cladophialophora yegresii CBS 114405, 2139 nucleotides. RefSeq lists its product as uncharacterized. The coding region runs from base 1 to 2139 and encodes 712 amino acids. The transcript has a single exon. Lineage: Eukaryota; Fungi; Ascomycota; Eurotiomycetes; Chaetothyriales; Herpotrichiellaceae. Gene Ontology annotation, cellular component: 90S preribosome. Gene Ontology annotation, biological process: maturation of SSU-rRNA. Gene Ontology annotation, molecular function: ATP binding; RNA helicase activity; nucleic acid binding. The record is from RefSeq and is a predicted model, not a curated record.
AUGCACAGAGUAUAUCCCCAGCAAGGACGACAACGUGGCUACCAAAGCCCUUUACUCGCCUCACUUAACCUCUUCACAUGGAACGAUCUCGACAAAGGAGGGGACGAAAUGGAUGCACUUAAAUUACUGUCUCGGUCUACCCGGGUAAAAGCGAACAUCACGGAUGCCGCGCCACAGAAGAUCCCAUCAGCAUCAGGACAGGCAUCCAACCACGAAGGUCUUAAUGACACCAACAGCCGGAAGCGCAAGCGGGGUUCUGACGUUGCAGAUAAUGGAAACUCCUCCGCUGGCGCAUCCACACCACUAUCCGAGCAGGAUAUCAGACAUAUCCAUAAGAAACACAACAUCAAGGUCGUGGACUUGAAUCAAUUUCGAACUAUACGCAAGUCUGUCGAGUCACGAAAGGCACAGAAAGAGCAAUCUCGAAUCUUCCCCAGGCCUCUGACUUCGUUCGACCAACUUCGCGCCGAUUACAGCGCAAAUCCAGCCCUUGCAAGAAACAUUGCGGAGCAAGCAUAUCUCAAGCCCACCGAGGUUCAGAUUGCUACCUUGCCGCUCCUGCUGAACCAGGAGACCGAGCCGAAUCUGCUGACGGUUGCACCUACGGGAAGCGGGAAGACUCUGGCUUUCCUCGUUCCGCUGAUUGACAAAAUAUCCAGAGUGCACAACACAAGCGGAUAUAAGGCGGACAAAUAUGUCCGCGCUACCAUUCUGGCUCCCACAAAGGAAUUGGUCUCCCAAAUUGUCAAUGAAGGUCGGAAGCUUGCGGCAAAGACAGGUGUCACCAUCACGGCGAUGAAGAAGGGAAUGAGACUUUUCGAAGACGCUGGUGAGUCUGCCGAAGGAGACUCGGAUUCUGAUGAAGGGGAAACUGGAGGUCAAGAACACGAGGGAUCUUCCGCGGAUCCAACAAUUGUCAAGAGCGACAUCUUGGUCUCGACACCUCUCAGUCUCGUCCAUCUUCUUGCUCCCUCCGGGGAAGACGGCGAGGGAGUGACACCGCACUCUCUACCAAACGUCGAGAAUCUGAUCUUUGACGAAGCAGACGUCCUCCUCGACCCGCUCUUCCGGUCCCAGACCCUUGCUAUUUGGUCGGCGUGCGUUUCACCUGCGCUAAGGAUAAGCAUGUGGUCAGCAACAAUUGGUUCGAAUAUUGAGGAGCUGGCCGUACAAUCCAUCUCUGAACGUCAGAAGAAGCUCAAGAUCCCACGAAAUGAGCGCCCACCACUCCUCCGGGCUAUUGUUGGGCUGAAAGACACGAGCUUACCAACGAUAUCGCACCGAUUAGUCUAUACUGCAACCGAAUCCGGCAAAUUACUGGGAAUGCGACAAUUACUUCAUCCGUCACGGCCAAUGUCAGCAUUAAAAGGCGAGUCUGAGAAGACGGCGCCAUUGCGUCCCCCGUUCUUGGUCUUUGCGCAAACCAUCGACCGGGCGCAGGCCUUGUUCAGCGAGCUUCAAUACGAUAUUUCAGCUGAGGCAGGCGGGUCGUCGCGCGUGGCUGUGCUCCAUUCGUCUCUGUCUCAGCAAGCGAGAUCGUCAAUCAUGAAAAGCUUCCGGCAGGGGAAGAUAUGGAUUCUGAUCACCACUGACCUCCUUUCGCGUGGUGUCGAUUUCAGGGGAGUGAACGUGGUGGUCAAUUACGACAUACCAACCACGGUGGCGGGAUAUGUCCACCGUGCGGGACGCACAGGGCGAGCGGGAAGAGAAGGCGGUGUAUGUGUCAGCUUUUACACCAAGGAGGACAUUCAGUACGUCAAGGGCAUCGCGAACGUCAUCGCCGCCAGCGAGAAGACGCAACGGAAGCCAGAGGGCUCCAGCACGCAGAGCCCCGAUCAUGCAGGCUCAUCUUGGACGGGGAAGUCGGGGAUCCAACCGUGGCUGCUGCACGCGCUUCCGACUGUGUCCAAGUCAGCAAGGAAGGACCUCAAGCAGCAUGGCGUCGAGUCUCGGCGAGCUAUCCAUGCAGAUGAUGACGAGAAGACGAAACGGAUGAAGCGGAAGGCGAGGAUCGGGACGCAAAGUGGAUACGAGAGGAGAGAAGUUGAUCGGAAACGCGGUGCUGCGCAUGGCAGUCUACGACUGAAAAGGAAGGUGGAACAGGAGAAAGGGAGUGACGAUUGGGAAGGGUUUGGUUAA